This is a messenger RNA of Pistacia vera, 1604 nucleotides long. RefSeq names its product plant cysteine oxidase 2. Gene Ontology annotation, molecular function: oxidoreductase activity, acting on single donors with incorporation of molecular oxygen, incorporation of two atoms of oxygen. The record is from RefSeq and is a predicted model, not a curated record. Lineage: Eukaryota; Viridiplantae; Streptophyta; Magnoliopsida; Sapindales; Anacardiaceae. The transcript has 5 exons. The coding region runs from base 395 to 1297 and encodes 300 amino acids.
GCCCCUGGUUUUCACUCUCUCAACUCUAUUUCUCUUUCACCUUUAACCCUAAGACCAAAACCAAACCCUCCCUUUUAUAUACCCUCUUCUUCUCAUUCCUGCUCCUUCAUCAUCGCAAUCAUCCACAGAGGUGGUUUUCGCUUUCAAAUCUCUGUGACACCAAAAAGAACCAUAAAAAACAGUGUUUUUUACCUACUGUUGCUCUGCUUUUUUUCCUCUGUUUCUGUGUGUUCGUCCUUGGGGCGGUUAAAUUUCUUGUUUUGGGUGAUACCCAGAUCGAGUUUUGACGUGUUUAAGAGGUUUAUGAAAUACCCAUCUCGAGUUGGAGGGGUGUUUUGUUGGGUCUGUGUUGAGUCCUCUGUUUUGGAAGGAAUUAAAGGUUGUGUUUUUUUGAAUGGGUAUUGAGACGAACUUGGUUGAUUUGAAAGGGAAAGAGUUUAGUGAAUUGCCCUCGGUUACUGAGAAUUCGAAUAAGAACAGCAACGCCAAUUCGAAAUCAAUUACGAGCACGAAUAAGAAUAACCAGUCAAAGAAGAACCGGCGACGGCAUAAGAAGAUGUUGUUGCCGGUUCAGAAGCUUUACGACACUUGCAAGGAUGUGUUUGCCUUUGGUGGGGCCGGGGUUGUUCCCUCUCCCGAGAAAAUCGAACGGCUACGUUCAGUUUUGGAUAACAUCAAGCCAGUGGAUCUUGGCCUGAAUCAAGAUAUGCCACAUUUCAGGAACUCAGUAGCCCGAAGAAAUCCUGCUAUAACAUACUUGCAUCUUCAUGAAUGUGACAAAUUUUCUAUGGGGAUCUUCUGCUUGCCACCAUCAGGUGUCCUUCCUCUCCAUAAUCAUCCUGGAAUGACUGUUUUCAGCAAGCUUCUCUUUGGGACAAUGCAUAUCAAAUCAUACGACUGGGUGGCUGAUGGCCCGUGCAACACAUCUUCUUCUAUUGUGAAUCCCUCAGAAAUUCAACAUCCUGAAAUGCGGUUGGCAAAGGUUAAGGUUGAUUCUGACUUUACUGCCCCUUGCAACGCCUCAAUUCUCUAUCCUGCUGAUGGAGGCAACAUGCACUGCUUCACCGCAGUGACAGCCUGUGCAGUGCUGGAUGUGCUUGGUCCUCCAUAUUCCGAUCCUGAUGGCCGGCAGUGCACAUACUACUUAGACUUUCCAUUCACGAAGUUUUCAGCUGAUGGUGUAUCAGUGCCGGAAGAGGAAAAAGAAGGUUAUGCAUGGCUUCAAGAGAGGGAGAAACCUGAAGACUUGGCUGUAGUUGGAGCACUAUACAGAGGUCCAGCGAUAGUGGAGCAUUGAUCUGGUUGUCUACAUCUUUCCUUCCAUGUUGUUAAUGGCUGCUUCCAGUUCUGUGCAGCUUAGAACUUUUCUGUCAUUUUCUUUUUAUGUGUUUGUUUCUUCUUUCUCAGUUUUUUUUCUUUUUUCAUUUGGUGGGUCAUGAGGCACUUGUUGCUGCUUUUUCAUUCUACAGUUCUGUACAUAAAAGGGAAAAAAAGAAAAAAGAAAAAAAAAAGUAACGAAAAGAGAAGUGUUGUAAGUGUGCACCGGAAGAAGUUGUAGCUCAAUGAAUGAGUAAAUGUUAAAAGUGCACUUUUUCUUUUCUGCA